UGUUGGUCGAGCAACUGAUGGAAUUUCUCUGAAAACAGAUAUCGCUUGGUAACUUGGAAUUCUUUAUUAUUGACUGAAACGUUAAAGAUACGAUUUAAACUACUGAGGUCUAGGCCUAUAACAAAACAUCUAACCAUUACUAGACGUUUAGUAAACAGCCUACUAGAAGACGUGGAUUUCACUUCGGAUUUCUCCAGAACCACCAAGGUGUAAGAGAGUUUAAGCACGCGGAUAUUGCAAAGGGUUAUUAGAUUCAUAAGUCACCGAAGUGGUGGGCGAUCUACUGAGCACAGCAGAAGUUCUCAUAUGAUGACUUCAAACAAGACACAUUACCUACCAGCAUCUGUUGGAGUGAGUGGAUAUUAAGACACUUCUAUCUCCAGGACAGCGUAGGGGAAAAUGUUCCACCAGGUUAGAAGAGUGAUGACCAUCCUGUUCCUUACUAUGGUUAUUUCAUACUUCAGUUGCAUGAGAGCUGCGCCCAUGAGAGACGUCCCGGGAAUGCGGGGCCACCGAACAGAUGGUUACUUGGGUGCGACAGUGAUGGCUGGCCGGGGCCACGGGACUCCACAAAGCGGGGGUGGGCCUGGCCAGCGUGGGGGACUGCCUUCGUUCACAGACACGUUUGAGCAGGUGAUUGAAGAGCUCUUGGAGGUGGAAGGCGAGCCAGUGGCUGACAAUAGCCAGGGAGGAGGGGGUCCUUCUGUGGUCACCACGGAGACCAAGGAUGUUGACCUGUAUGCAUCACGGGUGAUGAUCAGCAACCAAGUGCCUUUAGAGCCACCGUUGCUCUUUCUCCUGGAGGAAUAUAAAAACUACCUGGAUGCCGCAAACAUGUCCAUGAGGGUGCGACGGCAUUCUGACCCAUCUCGGCGUGGAGAGCUCAGUGUGUGUGACAGUAUUAGCCAGUGGGUGACAGCUGUGGACAAAAAGACAGCAAUAGACAUGUCUGGGCAGACCGUUAGCGUCCUGGAAAAGGUCCCUGUCCCCAAUGGCCAACUGAAGCAAUACUUUUAUGAGACCAAAUGUAACCCUAUGGGGUACACAAAGGAGGGCUGCCGUGGAAUAGACAAGCGCCAUUAUAACUCCCAAUGUAGGACAACCCAGUCCUAUGUGCGAGCGCUCACCAUGGAUAGCAAAAAGAAAAUUGGCUGGCGGUUUAUAAGGAUAGACACUUCAUGUGUAUGUACACUAACCAUUAAAAGAGGAAGAUAGUGUAUAUGAUGUAUAGAUUUUAUUGAGAGUUUAAAAAAGAGAAAAUAUCUAUUUGUAUAUAUACAUAACAGGGUAAAUUAUUCCGUCAGAUGAACAUUUUAUGGACUGCAUGUAAAAAAGAUGAAGUUUAUACAGUAAAAGUGAUACUACAGUCUAUUUAUUGAACAUAUUCAUGACCUUGUAAACAAUUAAAAAAAGAACUGAUAAGUCAUUUGCGCCCAGUUUAAAUUACUAUCACAUUCUUCAAGACAUUGUGGUUUGUUUACGUUGCCAAUAAUUCGAGGAAGAACGAAAAAAGUGAUGAGGACAAGGGAGAAAAUGAAGAUAAGUUCAAUAUUUUUUUUAAACAUGCAUGCUGCUUCAAUUGUGAAUUGAGAAAUUAUCCACCUAGUAAAAAAGGAUACCAAACAAAACAUUCCGUUUACAUACUCAAAAGUAUAAGUACCUUGGUACUUUAUCUGUUUACUGUUCUAAACUUCAAGGUAAUGUUGGAAUUACAUACUAUGUCAAGGUGCUGUUGUCAAAGCUUUGCUGUUUAUUUUUUUAUCCCCACCAGAAGACAAUA
Molecule: messenger RNA, 1780 nt
Organism: Esox lucius (northern pike)
Lineage: Eukaryota; Metazoa; Chordata; Actinopteri; Esociformes; Esocidae
Gene: bdnf
Product: brain-derived neurotrophic factor
Exons: 3
Coding region: 400-1215 (271 amino acids)
Biological process (GO): positive regulation of peptidyl-serine phosphorylation; negative regulation of neuron apoptotic process; cell surface receptor protein tyrosine kinase signaling pathway
Molecular function (GO): nerve growth factor receptor binding; growth factor activity
Source: RefSeq, a predicted model, not a curated record